Molecule: messenger RNA, 3041 nt
Organism: Passer domesticus (house sparrow)
Lineage: Eukaryota; Metazoa; Chordata; Aves; Passeriformes; Passeridae
Gene: PYROXD1
Product: pyridine nucleotide-disulphide oxidoreductase domain 1
Exons: 2
Coding region: 531-1748 (405 amino acids)
Biological process (GO): viral process
Molecular function (GO): nucleic acid binding; zinc ion binding; flavin adenine dinucleotide binding
Source: RefSeq, a predicted model, not a curated record
GCGGUGUUUUCAGCCCGGAGAGCCCUAUAAGAGCCCAAAAGGCCCGGGCACGGGGCAGCCCUUCCAGCGCCCGGAGCAGCACAGCGGCGGCGCCCGGACCGAGCCCGGACCGAGCUCCCAGCUCCGGCAGAGCCUUGAGACUUAAACAGCACAGAGGGGACUGAAUCCCACGAGGCAAGAGCUGCAGAAUUGGCAUCAGGACUCAGACCUGCCAAUUCUGGCAAGUCCAUACAAACCACGCAAAAAGGCACAAGGGGGGACUUCAACCCCACAAAACCACAGCUUCAAAAUUCACAAUUCACCCAGGCAAUUACAAGAUUUGGUACAACCCUUGUAACAAAUCAAAUUUCUGUGAGUUCCUACAGAAGGAACCCUAAUCUCCACACCAAAACCCUUGUUUUAUCUUUUGCAACUAAAACCAAACUGUUGCAUGCACGAAAGACUUUAGAAUUCACCGUGCAAUUGCAUUUUAUGUGGAUGUGACAGCCUGGUCAGAGAGUGACAGAACUAGAUAAGUUUUCCUGCCGGUGAUGCCCAUCUUUUAUUGCCAGGGAGCAGAGGGACAGCCUUGCACUGCCCCAAAAGCCUGCUGGCCAGCCUCGCCUUCUCCCCUGCACGCCAGGGACCAACUCCCUCACGGCCAGCAGGAGCUGCAGCUCCCAACUCAAGAUCCUCCCCAAACAUCGCGGGUGAGGGUGAAGCCAUCUCCACCAUCAGCAGUUGUCACAGCCAUGCAGGUCGCUGCGCCAGCUCCCUUGUCAUCAGACACAGAGCCUGCAGAGAUGUCCCAGCCACAGCCACCAUCAGCGCUUGCCGUCAGGUGCUUGUCCCCGCUGACUUCACACCCCCCGCCAGCUUCCCCCUCCUUUUCCUACAAAGCUGUCUCACAUUUAGGACACACCGUCAGGCAUAAUGUGAUUGCCUGGGAGGUGGUUAUAAGUUUGAUAGAAAAGGUUGCAGAAUAUGGCCUUGGCUCCGUGCAAGUUAUUCAGGCUCUCAGAGUGCUAAAGUCAGACCUGCUGGGUCCAUCUGAUAUUAGAUAUAUAGCUCGGGUACUCUUCCAGCCUUUCCUGUUUGAUAUUUUUUUGAACAAAUGGAGGAAGGCCGCUGAAAAGGCUGCAGAAGGCAACAGGCUUUUGCCUCAGGGAGAUCCUAGGUUUCACGUGGGGGCGGACGUUCUCCUUGGAGAACAGGCCUCUUCCAAUCCUGAUUUUCAAGCCUGGGACUUUGCUGUUCUUGAGCAGGGUCAAAGGGUAGGAUUUAAGGCAUUGUUAAGAACUAUUGAAUUGGCCUCCCCCGGGCCACAAUUUACGACAAUAACUCAAGGAGCAUAUGAACCCUUUCUGCCAUUUGUCGAGAGGCUUGCUGAUGCCCUGGAGAGGCAGGUUGAGAACGAUGAAACAAGGGAUAUUUUGUGCAAGCAGCUUGCCUGGCUCAACUCAAACACUGAGUGCCAGAGGAUCAUAGAGGCUCUUCCAGGCGACCCAUCGCUGGUAGACAUGGUCACUGCAUGUGCCAGGGCAGGUCCUGUACACCACAGUGUGUCUGGCCAGAUGCCCUUAGAGGGUGGACAACAGAAGAGGAGCAAGAAUAAGGGCAAGAGAAAGCAAGGAACACCCCAACCUACAGGGACGGGUCCCUUAUUCUCGUGUGCUAGAUGCCUAAGGGCAGGUCAUUUUUCCAAACAAUGCAAGGCUAAAUUUCAUGCCAAUGGCCAGCCUUUGGCAGGCCCAGGAACAGGACAAUGAGCACAGGGGAAUUACGCCCUGACACAAGUGAUUCCUCAGGGCACAGCGCCAGCUCAGGCCUCCCCAGCCAGCUCAGAGGCAUCACCCUCAGCUCCACUGGCAUGGAUGUAUGUACCACCAACAUCUUAGAAUCCUGUCAUGAAAAUUGUUCCUUUGGACAUGUUUGGACGUUUGGGACAAGGACUGAGCGCUCUGCUUGUGGGAAGAUUUACUGUCACCCACCAAGGAAUCUUUGUUCACCGAGGUGUCAAUGACUCCAGCUUUUCAGGUCAGAUUUGUGCCAUGGUUUCCACACACAACCCCCCAUCACUAUUCCAGCAGGGACUCUGAUUGCUCAGCUUGUGCCUUUUCAGCCAUGCGUCUCCAGGACUGGCCAGUGGACUUGUGGGAAUGGUGGAUUCAGAUCCACAGGACUGCCACAAGGCUUCUGCCUCGAGCGAAAAUCUGGAUACGGGACCUGACCACUAAUAACUGGGAGGGCCUUGUGAGAUUAUCACUUGGGGCCAUGGGUAUGCAUGUGUCUCCACAGAUGCUGGAGUACCACGGAUACCUGCAAGGUGUGUCCACCCCAAUUUGUGACACCAAAACCGGAAUGUGGCCAACAGGCAACCCCUGAGCAAUGAUCGAGGUGUCAGCCAUCAAUCAGAUGGUCCCUCCACAAGUGGGGAGUGGACAUUCCAUCCUCUCUUUGUUCUGAAAAGGACUGUUGACAGGCCAAGACUGUCAGCUCUUUGACCAAGUUAAUGAUAAGUUGUUACUAUAUUAGACUUAGCAUUGAGAUUAUAUUAGAAUAAGUAACUGAUUUUAGGAUUAAUAGUGUAUUUCUUGUAAGAGGGAAUCACAAGAUCCGAUCUCUCUGACCAUUUUAAAUCAGCGUCCAAUUGAGGUUCUGAUUAUUAACUAGCAACUGCUGUAGGAACCUCUGCAGCUCUGUUUGUUCUCCUUUCUGCAAAAGACCCUGCAGAUGAUAACAAACACUGCCUCCUCUUUUAAAGAAAAGGGGGAUGUGACAGCCUGGUCAGAGAGUGAGAAAACCAGAUAUGAUUUCCCAGAAUCAGCCUGAGAGAUUUUAGGGGAGCUGAAGAUAAACAAUGAUAGCUUAUUACCAUAAACAACCUGCAGGUUGUGUUUUCUACUCUCUGUUCUUGUUUUUCUCAAAUAUUGUUGAUAAGAAAUGCGUCUUGUUAAUUAGCCAAUCAUGUGUAGUGGUUAAUUGACCAGCCAGGUCUAUCUGUACUGGAACAAUGUAUAAAAGAGGAUCUGAAGUAAAGAUGCACACUUCAUGCAAACCAA